AUGUUUAAUGAAGCAGUAACUAUUAAGCGUGCUCAUAAGUUGGAUACACUCUCUGUGGAUUUUGACGAGGAGCUUUCCAAAUUGUCAGGUGAUAAAUUAAAAAUGAUCCGGGAUUCCCGCAAAUUCCAUUUCACCAAUUAUUAUAAAUACAUGGAAGUGCAAUAUAAGCUUAUUACCCGUUAUACAGGCGUACCUGAUACAUACCAUAGCCGUAUUGCCACUAUCACGAUUUUAUUAUAUUUUCUUCACUUGGUUUUUCCUUCCAACACCAAGAGGGACUACGAUGCAAAGCGUGUCGUACCAAUACUUGUCGGUAUUGAUGUGGAGAAUAUGCCUGAGACAUUAGCUGUAGGGGAAUUAAACGAAAAGCACAAGAAUGAAUUUACCUUGAAUGUUCUAUUUCAUUUAUCGUUGCAGCCAACAGACCUUCAAACUUCUAUCUAUACUGUAAUGUAA
Molecule: messenger RNA, 456 nt
Organism: Mucor mucedo
Lineage: Eukaryota; Fungi; Mucoromycota; Mucoromycetes; Mucorales; Mucoraceae
Exons: 1
Coding region: 1-456 (151 amino acids)
Source: RefSeq, a predicted model, not a curated record